UCGAGCGUAGCGAGAGAACGGCGUAUCCAACAACCCCCUCGAGUGUUCACCGUACCAGUGCCUUAAACGCGAAAACCGUCAUCGAAGCCGGGGACCGCGACACGACGUGAGUCCCCCUCGUGCGUAACCGCGAGACAGUGAUGUUAUUUGGUGUCCAGUGUGAUGAUGUGUGCUGCAGACACCGCGAUCUGCUCUUGUUUGCGUUCAGUGUAUACCAGCGGCGGAUUAUUUUAGAUUGCGAUGGAUAACGGCACCCCGCCAGCCCUGCCGGAGAGGAACCCGGUGCCGCCCAGCAGCCUGAACGGCAGCGGCGGAGGCGGCCACCAUCACGGCCGGCGCCCGUCGCCCAGUCCGGGGCCGCCGUCCUCUCCCAUCCACCGCCCCACGUCGGUGAUGGACAGUCCGGUGUCGCCGUCGGGCGGUGGUCCCUUCUCCUAUCCGAUGGUCGAAGUGGUCGUCAAUCGCGACGACAAGGGCUACGGCAUGAAGGUAUCCGGCGACAAUCCCGUCUACGUUCAGAGCGUAAAAGAAGGCGGUGCAGCGGAAAAAGCGGGCCUUCAUGCUGGCGACAAAAUAAUAAAAGUGAACGGCGUCAACGUAAAAUCAUCGACCCACACGCAAGUCGUCCAAUUAAUCAGAGAGAGAUCUCAAGUGGUGCUAACCGUCCAACAAAGAACGCCCUUGAGGCAUUCGCAAGGAUCCAGUAUGCACAACCGGCUGGCCACCACUCCGAUAACGUACCCUCAACCAGUUGAUAAUGAAAAACAAUGCCAACUUCACAAGGAAAAAGAACAAUACUACCGCCUAAUGAUCGAAAAGGAGAAACACUGGGUGGACGUGCUGAGGAGCCAAAUAGCCGUCAAUCCGGACGAGAAGAAGAUUGGCGAGUUGGCCAAAACCGAAAAGAACAUCGAAACACUCGAAACCCAUCUGAAGAGUCUCAACGAGCAGUCUCCACCCGCCCACCACCACCUUCAACACCACCCCCACCAACGCGUUCCCCACACCCCCUCUCCCUCCUCCCCCGUCAAGCGACCAUGGAGCACGACGCCCACGUCGCCGAACGGCAACAGUUCAGAGCCGCCUCCCUUGCCCAAGCGCAACCAAAACAUGCAAAAGCGUCCCAAGGACCACCACCGUCACUUUAACACGGUGCCGGCGGCGGGCGGCUCCCGCUCCCACCACAGGGGCGGCGGCAGCACGCCCGCGUCGCCCCUGGACGAAGACGACAUCAACGCCAACCGUGCGACGCCGCUCGCGUCCCGACGCAGGAACACAGCGCAUCGAAGCGACGCGACGCCCCCGGGCGAGUCGAUUCCUCCUCCCCUCCCGCCCCGCACGGGGCUUCCUCCGCCCCACGGUCUCGACCCGGACGCGUGCAAUUCCAUUAACAAGCAAAUGUCGUAUCCGCUGGUGGCCACGUUCGCCACACUAGUUAACGACUAUUCCCCGCAUUUGAAUCCGACUCACCACCGCACCAAGUCUUCACCGGAGUCACUGUUGACGUUAAGCGGAGCAGAGGCGUCCAAGAAGCUGAUAGCGUCGGAAAGCAUGAACGACCUGACGGGGGGCGCGUGGGAGCGGGCGGACACGCCACCCGGAACUCCGCCGCCGCCCUAUCCAAGUCCGCUGCCUGGGCGCCGGACUACCGACAAGACGACGGACGAGGGUUUCACUCUCAUUGAGAACACUGUGGAUGGCUCCCCGGACUUUGUGGGUUUCCGGCAGCCGAUCAGCCGCACGUUGGCCAACAGUUCGCCGAUCCACGCAGCCAACACUCAGCUCGCGCAACAGCCCAUCAUCAGCAUGGAGGACGAUGAAAUCUCCGACCUGGAGCUGAACCAGGUGGAGGACCACGGCCACUUCAAGUCACUGUCCCGCCUUUGGGAUCAUCUACCCCAUUUGGCCGUGUUCAUGAACUACGUCCUCCUGAACUCCGAUCCGAACAGUUUGCUGUUCUAUCUGCUGACUGACCUGUACAAGGAGGGCAACGCCAAGGAGAUGCGGAAGUGGGCGUUCGAGAUACAUUCGUGUUUCUUGGUGCCCGGCGCACCUCUUCGGUUGGGCAACGUGGAUGAGAACAUAGCCCGCGAGAUCGACGAAGUGCUGACCAGAGAGUACGACAAGGAGGAGAUACUACGCAAAAUCUUCUGGAGGGCGAGGUCCAGAGCUAAAGAGGAGCUCACAAAACAGUUGGCGGAUUUCCAACAAAAACGGACCGCCGGAUUGGGUACGAUUUUCGGACCGACUGAUCAAACCCUUGCCGAACUCUACAACGAUCGUAGCAAAGAGAUUAAACUUUAUGAGAAUUUGUUCUUGGAUAAGUUAGAGCCGUAUCUAGAGGAGAUUGAGAAAGAUAGUUAUGAUGCCGUACGCUACUACACAGCAGCAGCCUUAGCAACCGUCCUUACUAGAGUGUUUCAAAUUAGACCGCCUUCGCACGCCUACGAAAAGUGCCCUACUUUUGUUAAUAAAGAGAAAACGUUUAGUCGUUUUCAGUUUUUAGGGAAAUACUCCAAAAAGUGGAAUAUAUUAAACCACCAGUUUUUGGCCCAAAACUACUAUACUGUGAUACAUUGCUACCACUGUCAACAAAUAAUUUACGGAAUAGGACCACAGGGUUACCAGUGUUCAGUCUGCCACAUUCAUUUACAUAGACACUGUGUAAAACAAUACGACGAUACGUGUCCAGGGCCAGUCACAAAAAAGGACAAGUUCAAAUUCAUCAGGAUGCGACAAGAGAACAAUGACAACAAGAGAAAGCAAAGUACCAUCUUCCUACAAGCUGAAAGAGUGAAUCGCCAAAUGGAGGAGAGGGAGAGCAGCGUUGAUCAUCAAGAAAAUGAAUCGAACAGGACCGGACAACCGGUAUCGAGAAGCGGAUCGGACAGGAGACCGGAUGCGGUGCGUGAAGAACGCCAUCAAUUGGAAUCGGCCUCUGGGGCUGGGGGCGAUCCCAUGAACGACUCCCUCAUCGCCACGAAGGAGGACUGUCUCACCCCCGAGAGUUCCGAAAAAACCCACGUGCCGAAGAAAAAAUCGACGAAUGUCAGCCGAUCCGAGAGCGUGAAGGAACAACCGGAAAAGAGGAAGCAAAGGCGGAACUACAGCGAUCCAUCGCACAACAAUACACCCAGUGGCGAUGUCGAUCACGAUACACCCCCUCAGGCGGGCUUCUCCAACCCCGAUUCCAGCAGUUCGUCCAGCACGAGUAUUUGCAAUGGCAGGUUGUCGGAGAGUCCCAGCAACAGCGUUGAUACAGUGGGAACUAGACUGCACAAUAGGACAGACUCAGACAGUGAUACAGGCUUCGAAUCAGACAUACCACAGUGGCAGGCCUUAGUUCCUGAGGAACAGAGGAAGAAUCUGGAUCCACAGGAACAAAAACGACAGGAUAUUAUUAAUGAAAUCUUCGCGACAGAGAACUCCCACGUGCGCAACCUGCGGGUCCUGCACAAGAUCUUCUACGAGAAGUUGCGCUCCAGCCAAGUCCUCAAGACCGACGAGCUGCACCUGAUCUUCCCGAACAUCCGCGACCUGUUCGAGGUUCACAACGAGUUCAACCGUCAAAUGCGACGGCAACGGGAACAGGACAAGGUGCUGGUACGGGAAGUUGGCGAACUGUUGCUCAGGAUGUUCGAAGGCGAACGGGGCGACCGACUUAAAACUGAGGCGGCCCGGUUCUGCGAGAAGCAGAAGUACGCGCUGGAACUGAUCAAGGAGAAACGGAAGAAGGAUACCAAACUCGAAAACGUGCUGGCUGAGUGCGAGAAGAAACGUCACUGCAGGCGGUUACAACUGCAGGGCAUCCUGCCAAUCGAGAUGCAACGUCUGUCGAAAUACCCGCUUCUGCUGAUGCGGUUGAUCGAGAACACAGACAAAGCCCGGACUGAAGAACUGGCAAAUCUGGAGAAGGCUUUACGGCUUUGUAAGGAAGUGGCCAAUCAUGUGGAUGAGGCGGUGAAGUUGGCCACGAACCGCCAACGAUUGGAAGAAAUCCAACGUCAUUUGGAUAUUUCGAACAUCACUCGGAACGACCAUCCGGCCGUGCGGGAGUUCAAUUUGUCCGCCACCGAUUUGACUAAGUAUACGUUGAUUAUGGAGGGCAGCAUGCAGCUCAGACGGCCAAAUAAGGCGAAUGUCCCCAUUCACGUAUUGCUGAUGGAAGAGGCGGUGUUCCUGCUGCAACGGGAGGGUGAUCGUUACCUCCUGAAAUUCUUCCAGUCGGGCUUCGGCUCCAAUACCCAACCCCUCUCGCCACACAUUAAGACGAGUCUACUACUAGUCAGGCCCAAUGCAGUCUGUAAAAACGGCCUAUAUCUGGUGAAUACACACACCAGCAAUUGUCAAAUUUACGAUCUAAUAUCUGAAGACGAUGCCCAACUUGAUACGUGGUUCAAACACUUCAGCGAUGUGGUCGACAGAAAUAACCUGAAGGAUGGUGGCAAGCCGAAGGCGCCGCCAGCUUCCGACCUCGAUGACGGCGGCGGCGGUGGCGGAGGCCAGCCGGAGAGCGUUCAAGAACUCCCACCUGCGGCCGAUGUGCGCCCCGAACGGGCCGAACAAGUGGCCCAUGAUGACAAGUCGGCGCCCGAAGAGGACGACGACCAGAGCGCCAAGCGAGAGGACGAUGAGAAGUCCGAUGGUGAGAAGAGCGCUGACGAAAGCGGCCCCAAGGCUCCAGAGAGGGGUGGUGGUGUUGAACAAUUACCGAAGGUCACUGCGGAAGAAUGGCCGUUGAUACAGCCAUCACAAGUCCAGGUCGAGGUCCCACCCGUGCACACCGCCGAAUCUAUGCUCACUCCUCUAGAGCAAAUCCGACGCAAGGAUAUAGAAGUGCGGAAAGCGCUAGAGGAUAAAGAGCACUUAGUAGCCGAUCUGCUCAACAUCCCGAGGGAGGACUUCCAGCAUAUCGCGGAUAUGGCUAGCUCCGACGUCGCCGGUCCCCGGGAACCUACUGAGAGAUUAUUGGCCGCGAUCUACCAGAUGGGCCAGUUACAGAAAUUAAUAAAUGAAUCACUGAACGUGACCGAAUCGGACGCGAUUGCGGCCCGUGGAGGCAAGAACGCCGCUUGCGCCAGCCAACAAGUGCAGCAAUCGUCGUACAAGCCCCUGUUGCCAGUGGAAUCCGUCCAAAGCAUCGUCACCACCAUUAGUCAACAAUUUAACGCUCUUAUGAGCGACGUAAAGCAUUUAGAGGAUGAACGAGACCUGUUUAGAAAGGAGAACGCCAAAUUGCGGGAGCGUCUCCACGAACAGUGCAACUUACACGGACCCGCCGCAGAAAGCCCAACCGAGGCUGAAUCUUCAGAUAAUGCUGAUGACUUGGCAAAUAUGGAGGAAAGUCUACAAAAAAAUGAAGACGGUGAAGUUGUGGAGCAAUGAAGAGCUUUCUGAAUAGAAAGUAAGGAAUUGGUCUAAAGCAAUAGUUAACGUAUCAACACGGCUGAAAUCGUCGUCAGAGUUUUGAUUUUGUAAAAAGGACGUUAAUUAUUUUUCUUAUAUUUUAAAUGUAUAGGUACGCGAGGUUAAAAAUAUAUUAAUUAGCUAAGCCUAAGUCGUCCCACGGGACGUCCAUAUUUAUAUAUAUAUUUGGUAUUAAUAUUAUUUUUUAUAAAGAACCAUGAAAAAUUGUGAUUUUUUACAUGCAAAAGUCUUGCAUUUUGAUGACACCAGUUGAAACUAUAGAGAACAAUACGGGGAAGAAAAGUAUUGUCGGUGCAAUAAAAAAACAUGCUUUUGUGGCCGUUAUUCAUUAUUAUAAAUCGCUUAUGUGAGCCGUGGAACACAGAAAUGAUAAUGCUCCCAAUAAAUAUUGUGUAUUUACCUCUGUACAUAACAAAAACUACUUUAGAUUAAGUAAAAUAUUUGUAUUUUGUCCAAUUUCUCUGUUUGCGUAAACAUUAUAUUAUUAAAUACAAUUACUAUAGAAUUGGGUUUUUACAUAAAUACAUUUUAGUGAUAUAAAACAAGUAUUAGUCGAUUAAAUGUUUUUUGUAAUUGUUAUUAUAAAUUGCUUGAUUUUAAAUGUUCGUUAAUAAUUAUGCAUUACGUUAUUUAUUUUAUACAAGUAUGUGGCAUUCCUGUAUUUCAUAAGUCUUACACUUUCUAUAAGCGACUAAACCUUUUUAACCACUGUAACGUGUAUAUACUAUUAUGGCUAAACUUGUAUUUCUUAGUCACUAUAGAUUUGUUCUGUUUUAUAUUAUGUAUUUUACCGAUUUAUGUAAAAAGGCUGAUGUAAAUGUAUUUUAUAAUAAAAUGAGUCUCCUUCGCAUUGUUCCAGACAACUGAACUGGGCGGCUGGAUUUUACUUUCCUCCGUUGCAAGGAGAAACAAUAUAUCCUCUACCUGCUCAUAGUAUUGUAUUUAUUACUUUCGGUGUAUUUUAAUAUUAAAUUGCUUUAUAAUCGGCUGGUGAUCGAAUUCGAUCUAGGACCAGUGAUGUUACUGUUAUAGAUUUUUUUGAUAAUAUUAAAGUGCCUUUCUGGACACCACAGUUGUUCACGAUGGUUAGUAAAUAAGCUUUUGUAUAACUGCUUUACAAAUGUGCAUUUUUGUUAAAAAAUACUUAGCAUUUAUAUGAAUAGAAGUGUUAUUUUGUACUGUGUAUAAUUUUAGUUUUAUUAUUUAUCUUCUUCAGCGAAUUAUAUAUAAUGAAUGAUGUCACAGCAUCUAAUUUGUUAAAUGUAUACAGAAAAAAAUGCUAUAUAAGUUAUUAAAGUAUAUCAACCACA
Molecule: messenger RNA, 6737 nt
Organism: Aethina tumida (small hive beetle)
Lineage: Eukaryota; Metazoa; Arthropoda; Insecta; Coleoptera; Nitidulidae
Gene: RhoGEF2
Product: rho guanine nucleotide exchange factor 11
Exons: 28
Coding region: 241-5385 (1714 amino acids)
Biological process (GO): G protein-coupled receptor signaling pathway
Cellular component (GO): cytoplasm
Molecular function (GO): guanyl-nucleotide exchange factor activity; G protein-coupled receptor binding
Source: RefSeq, a predicted model, not a curated record